This is a messenger RNA of Desarmillaria tabescens, 642 nucleotides long. RefSeq lists its product as uncharacterized. The transcript has 2 exons. Lineage: Eukaryota; Fungi; Basidiomycota; Agaricomycetes; Agaricales; Physalacriaceae. The record is from RefSeq and is a predicted model, not a curated record. The coding region runs from base 1 to 558 and encodes 185 amino acids.
AUGUUCAUAAAUGCUGAUACUACCAAGCUUUAUGGUCUGAUACUUUAUGCAUCAUUCAGUCUGGCUACAACAUUAUGGUGCACUGUGUUCAUCAUCUACCAUAUUCUGAGUGUAGGACAAGCAAACAAUGGAAUAAGAGGUGCUCUUGGGGUCUAUGGACGUGUCAUUGAAGUUCUGGUGGAAUCUUCUGCUCUUUAUUCUAUAUGUUUGAUCCUCUAUAUGAUCUUCAUUGCUUACAACAGCCAAGAAGAAAUCUACCUUGAUUCUAUAACAGCAAUUACAAGGGGUGUUGCACCAACACUUCUCAUUGGCCAUGUUGCUGCAGGCCAUGCUCGUCCUGAUGACUCAUGGGAGGGAAGCAUUAUGUCUUCACUCCACUUUGGGCAAGGUCAGAGUCAGACAAGCACCCAAGAUGAUUCUAUGAUCAGUAUCAGUCUUGAUGAUGAUCUUGAAGCUCAAGCAGAGCAAGCAGAUGAGCCUGAGCAUGCUCAGAGGAGCUCUCAGAGGGUGAAUAGUGAUGAUGUAGAGGCACAGUUGGAGGAAAUUGAGAUUACUUAGUCAGGUCACUUUCUUCUUUCAAGUACUCCCAUAGCAGUUACCAGUGAUCACCUGGGCAAAGUCUUGAUCUACUUUCAUUCACUU